This is a messenger RNA of Morone saxatilis (striped sea-bass), 1135 nucleotides long. It is a transcript of the gene asb11, whose product is annotated as ankyrin repeat and SOCS box containing 11. The transcript has 7 exons. Lineage: Eukaryota; Metazoa; Chordata; Actinopteri; Moronidae. The record is from RefSeq and is a predicted model, not a curated record. Gene Ontology annotation, molecular function: protein binding. Bases 35 to 919 code for a protein of 294 amino acids. Gene Ontology annotation, biological process: protein ubiquitination; positive regulation of protein catabolic process; intracellular signal transduction.
UCGUGGAGGAGCCUGCUGCUGUUUCAUUUUCGUCAUGGCUGCUGUUCAAACUGAGCUUUCACUGUGCUCGCAACCAUGGCACAGGCCCCUGUACAUCUAUGGGGGGUUGGCAUGCAACUCACUGAUGGCUGACUUCCUGUCAGACAGAACUCCUCUCCAUGAAGCCGCCUACCAGGGCAGACUGCUACAUCUGAGAAGUCUCCUCGCUCAGGGCUUCCAUGUAGACACACCCACCAUGGACAGAGUCUCUCCUCUUCAUGAAGCUUGCCUUGGUGGCCACUACGCUUGUGCCAAGUUCCUGCUGGACAACGGUGCAAAUGUGGAGGCAGUAUCAACAGAUGGCGCCACACCUCUCUUCAACUCCUGCAGCAGCGGGAGUGCUGCAUGUGCCAGGCUCAUCUUGCAGCACGGUGCCUCCAUCCACACCCCCUACCAGCGGGCAUCACCCACCCAUGAAGCCGCUAAGAAAGGUCACAGAGAAUGUCUGGAGCUGCUGCUGUCAUACGGAGCUCAUAUCGACAUGGAGCUGCCAGUGGUUGGGACGCCGCUGUAUUCUGCCUGCAUGGCCCAGGCUGCAGCCUGCGUAGACCUGCUGCUACACUCAGGAGCAGAUGUCCGACUAGGGUGUGGGCAGGACAGUCCGUUACAUGCUGCAGUUCGAGGUGGAGGAGCAAAUGUAGUGGAUCUUCUGCUGGACUUUGGAGCCGAUGGAUUUUUUAGAAACGCAGAGGGAAAGACUGCACUGGAUCUGUCGUCACCUAACAGUGCAGUGAGAAUUACACUGCAGAGAAGAGGUCCCUGCUCUCUGUCUCAGCUCUGUCGGUUCUGCAUUCGCCGAAGUCUGGGAAGGAGUCGUCUCCACAGAGCCUCCAGCCUCUUCCUUCCUCACAGUAUCAAAGACUUCCUCCUCUACCAAUGAGAUGUCUCUGCCUGUGGCUCUUCGUGUGCCACGUAUGCUGAGUUGUCCUUCACAUUUGUGCCUUGUCACUGACUAACAAGUGAAAAAAAGACAUCCACAUUUAGACAAUAGGACUACGUUUUGUCAGUCAUCUGUAUUUUCUAAUACAGUUGUUUGUAAUAAUAUAUUAAUGAUAUAAAAAGCGUGGAAAGUUUCAUUCAUAUUGCAGUGACUAUA